AUGAAAAAGACUCAUAAGAGAUAAUCUACAAUAUAUAGAUAAUCAAUUGCAAUGUCUGAGUUUUCACAGCAAUUAAUUGAGAAAAACGACGUAUUGGCUUAAGAAAUACAAAAAAUAGUAAAGAAACUAACUCCUUAAAGAAGAAUAGAGAAGGCUGAAAGACACAUUUAUGAUGCAUAUUAUUUGAGAGCUAUACGUAAUGAUAUUGAUUUAGUAAAUAAAUAAUACUUGAAACUAUUAUGGUAUUUAGAGAACAAUUAAUAUUGGGUUAAUGGUUUAUUUAUUUUAUCAAUCAUUUAUCAACUAAUGACAUUUUUUGAACCUUCAUUUCCUAAUGAAGAUAGUAAUGAAAAUCCAAAUUUAUUCGUUUUAGAGCUUAUUAUCUUAUUGUUUAUGGGUAUAGAUUCAUGUAUAACAAUUGUUUUACUAUUAACAAAGAAAGAAAAUAGAUUUUCUUUCAAUCCAAAGAGAUAAUUUAAAUUGGUUGCUUACUAUUUUUGUUUAGUUGAUUUUAUAUUACAUUCAUACGAACCAACAUUAGUUAGAGUCAGUAAAAUAUGUCGAACUAUGUUAAUGCCUAUGUAUUCAAAAGAUUUAAGAAGGAAUUUAAAAGGAAUUAUGAAAGCAGGUAAAGAUUUACUUCUUUUGAUUAUGUUAUAUCUAAUUAUAAUUUCACUCUUUUCCUUUAUUGGAAUUAAUUUUAUUGGAAGAUUGGAAAAUGUUGAUUAAAGAACUUAAGAUUAUGGAGAUUUUUUCAAAUUUUUUUCAAUGUUGUUUAUGGUGGCAACUCUUGAUUUCUAUCCUGAUAUCUUGAUUCCACCUAUGCUUUAAGGAAUCUAUUAUUGCUUAUUCUUUAUUACUUAUUUAUUACUAUUUAUUUUUUUAUUUGCUCCAAUACCAUUAGCAGUUGUCUAUGAAGGAUUUAGAAAACAUAGAAUGGAAAUUGCAAUAACUGAUAUAAUUAAAUAAAAGACUGCUAUGAUGGCAAGUUUUAUAUCUUUAGAUUUAGAAGAUUAAGGAUAUUUGACUAGAGAUUAAUUUAGAACUUUUAUUAAUUAUUUCUAUAAAAAUACUAUAAGUGAAUAAUAAAUCAAUUAACUAUUUAAUUAAAUUGAUUAAGAUUUUAAGUAAUUUAAUUAUAAAAAUUUAGCGAUAAGGUUUAAUUUGAUGAAUUUCAUAAGUUUCUUCAUUUACUUUAAGAUGAGUCAGUAGUAUCUUUACCUUAAGCAAAACCUCUUCAUUGUUGGGAAUAAUUUAGAAAUUACUUUAUAUCUAAAGGUUUAUUAAAUUUUGUAGAAGGAAAUGUAAAUAUUAAUAAAUAAUAAGAUAUUUGGAGCAUUUAUGUUAAUUAUUACAAUUACUAAUUGUAUAUUGAUAGUUGUAGCAUUUUUUAUUGAAGAUUAAGAUAUUCUUGAUAUUUUUAAUAUCUUAGAUACUGUAUUCUUGGUUCUCUAUUCAUUAGAAUGUCUUAUUAAAAUUAUUGCCAUUGGAGUAAAACCUUAUUUCGAAGAUUCAUGGUAUAUUAUUAUUUUAAAUUAGGAAUAUUUUUGAUAUUACUUUGGUGAUUCUACAAAUCAUAUUUGAUUAUGUACUAUUUAAUAUUGUCUCAGGAAAUAUUGUUUAAUCUAUUAAAGCUAAUAGAUUAUUAAGAUUAGCAAAAAUUUAAAAAGUAUUCAGACUUUUUAGAGCAUUUAGAUCUCUAAAGAUUUUAAAUAUCUUAUUUGAAGGUUUAUAAUUUUUGGAUUUAGUGAGAACUUUAUUAUACAAAAUCAUUAUUUGUGUACCUUUAAUUUUAAGAUUAAUGUUACCAGUACAAAUGGUAUUCUUUAUAUAUUCUUGUAUUGGUAUGUAUUUAUAUGGUAAAGUCUAAAGAAAUGAAAAUAAUCCUUAUGCAAACUCUGAAUGUGAUAUCAAUAGUUUUGAAUAUUAAUGGGGAAAUUGUAAAUAUGCUGAUUUUUCUACUUUUGCAGGUUCAUAUUUAAUGAUGUUAUAAAUGUUUAUAGCAGCAGAAUGGAAUCAAAUUGUAUUUGAAUUAACAUAUGACACUGAUGAUAUGUUAUCAGCAAUGUUGUUUGUGGGUUCUUUUGAAUUUUUUUCAAUCUUUUUAUUAGCUCUAAUAGGAGGAUUAGUUUGGGAAGUCUUUGUAGUUGUAUCUUAAUCUUUGAAAUAAACUGAAGAUUAACUAUCACCUUAAGAAAAUAAUAUAGAUGAAAAAUAAUAAGUUAAUAAUUAAGCAGCUAAACAUGAUAAGAAAAAAAAACUAAUUUUAAAUGAUGAUAAUCCAGAUGAAAUCAAAUUUCAUCGUAAAUUUAAAAUUGAUAAAAUUAAUAAAACACAAACUAAAUUAAAUAAUAAUGUAUAAUAAGGUCUAGAAGAUGAUAUUGUAAAUGAUGAAAGACCUGAAUUUAAUAUUUCUUAACCUUGUUCAAGAACUUAUUUCCUUUAAUAUGGUGGUUCAGGUAGAAGAGUUGUACCAUUCUAAAAUUUCAAAGUUAAUUUUUAAAGAAAUGAUGUUAUUGAUCAUUAUUCAAAAAAUUUUGUUACCUUUGAAAUGUGGCUAUAAAAAAAAUAAUUAGAAGGUUUAGACAUAAAUAAAUUGGCAAUAGAUUAUAUGGUUCAUUUAAGGAGUGAAAUUAAAAAGGAUGAAAUUUUCUAAAAAAAGAAUUUUAAUAUCUCUAAUCAUCAUUUAUUAAUUUAGAAUGCAGUCUUAAAAGAUGCAUCUGAAGUCUAUAUCAAACAAUAAGAAGAUAAAUUUUUUAAAUCAUCUUUUGGUUAAAAAUUUGAAAGAAUUUAAGAACUUAAAUUUUAAAGCAAAUUUAAAAUUGAAAGUAAAAUCAUAUUUUCAUUAAUGGGAAUACUUAAAUUUCCAAAUCCAAAUCUUAAAUACUACUUCUAAAUCCUUAAUUUGAUAGAAAAUUACUUUACUUAUUAAUUACUCUCUGAUUAUUCUUUUUUUAAAUUAAUUCAUCAAGUUAAUAAUAAAUGGUAUACUAUCAGUAUUGAAGAUGGAUAAAUUGCCUUUACAAGAGUAGGUAAUGGUCCAUGGGAAUAUACAGAAUUAUUAUUUUAAGAUAGUAAUAUGAGAAUAUGUGAAAAUAUGUCAAGUCUUUUUGAAACUGGUAAUUAAGAAUGUAUAAGAGCAAAUGAAUAAUUUAAUAUGAGUGUAAGAUCAAUAGCAAAAAAAUAUGAAAUAAAUCUAUAAACAAUAGAUACAAACAAUUCAUGUGUAUUGUAUUAGAUAAAGAAUGAAAAAAUCAUUAAUAACGACAUACAAUCAUUUAAAUUUAAGAAAUGUAUUAUUCAAAUUUAACUAAAUUAGCAAAUGUUACUUCUGAUGACUAAUCACCUAACAAUCAAUAAUAUGUAUUUUCAGAUUCAUAGCCAUAAUCAAAUGGAUUUCUUAAAUUAAAUCAAUCUCCAAAAAUAGAAACAUGCAAUUUAGAUGAAUAAAAACAUGUUAGUCAAACAAUAUUAUUUGCCAUAGCUAAGACUACAGCAUAAGAAUAAAGAAUUAAAUAUUAAAAUAUUACAAUGCUCACUUAAUUCUUAUAAGAUUUAGGAAGAGUGAUUGAAAAUUAUAGUUCCACCUUCUUUAAAUAAAUCUUUAAUCUCUAUGAAUUGAGAAAUUAAGAUAAAAUAAAGAGCUUGCGUAAAUUAUGA
Paramecium sonneborni is the source of this 3660-nucleotide messenger RNA. The record is from the annotation of a GenBank genome assembly. NCBI's taxonomy places the organism in Eukaryota, Ciliophora, Oligohymenophorea, Peniculida, Parameciidae.